Mercenaria mercenaria is the source of this 1269-nucleotide messenger RNA. RefSeq names its product kielin/chordin-like protein. The transcript has 11 exons. Gene Ontology annotation, molecular function: protein binding. The coding region runs from base 25 to 1173 and encodes 382 amino acids. NCBI's taxonomy places the organism in Eukaryota, Metazoa, Mollusca, Bivalvia, Venerida, Veneridae. The record is from RefSeq and is a predicted model, not a curated record.
CAGAGCCGGAAGGACAAGGAAAACAUGGAGACAACUAAAAUAUGCGUGAUGUUGAUGAUAUGUGUUUGCGGACUUCUUGCUUUAUCUCAGCUUACUCAAGCAGACGGUGAAUGUGAGUAUAAUGGAAAAACUUACAAAAAUGGAAAAAGUUUCAAAGAAGGUGGCAAGUGCAGAAAGUGUAAAUGUAAGGACGGAGCUAUCAAAUGCAAAACUGAUAAGAAAUGUAAAGAUUUAUGCGACAGUGUAACAUGUAAGAAACCAAAAUGUACAAAAACGGUAACCCAGAAGGAUCUAUGUUGCCCUUUGUGCACGCCAGAGUCUGGCGGGGAGUCAUGUGAUUACAAUGGACUGACUUACUCUAAUGGAGACACGUUCAAGAGUGACGACUUAUGUAACAUGUGUCGGUGUAGAGAAGGAAAAAUUGACUGUACAGAGAAGGAAUGUAAAGAUUGUGUAAACAAUGGCGUGAGGUAUAAGAGUGGACAGUCUUCUCCUUUGGGGGAUGGAUGUAACAGAUGUACAUGCAUGAACGGUCAAUACAGGUGUUCAUAUAACAAGUGCAAAUCAUGCCCAGUACGAGGAAGGUCCCCGUACUCGUCCGGAUCUUUUUUUCCUGGUGACGAAAACUGCGAAGUCUGUGUUUGUAUGGACGGGAGUAUCGAAUGCGUAGAAAGAAAAUGUCCGAAGUGUAUGGUCGAUGGUGAGAAAUACAAGCAUGGAGAAAUGUUUAAACACCGUGACGGCUGUAACAGGUGCGAGUGCUUGUAUGGACAAGUGGAGUGUACACAGAACGACUGUCCUGAUGACUGCAUGGUCAACGGUACUUUGAUUAAGCAUGGAGCCUCGUUCCCAAGUACAGAUGGCUACAAUAAAUGCUGGUGCAAGGACGGAAAUCUUGACUGCUCAGACUACAACUGCACUCUUCCGGGAAACAGUUCAUGCGUCGUCAACGGAACAGUGUAUCAGAAUGGAGCAAUGUUCCUGGAUGAAAACAAUGACAACUGUGUGUGCAAGUUUGGUGAGGUCAGUUGCAUGGACUUAAGAUGCGAUGAUAAAGAUGGUGAACUAGGCGGAAAAGGAAAAGGCAAGGUGUUUGCAGUACCUUCUUCCACGGGGACAAAAAUCUGUCGGUGUGUGAUGGGAAGUCUCGAGUGUCAAAAUGUACCGGAGUGAGAUUAGAAGUUACACACGGUAUGUAGGAAAUGAACAUCCAUCUUGACAGAAAGACCGAAACAACAGUUUGAAUAUUAAUGUAAAGACAUAUAUAUU